Gaeumannomyces tritici R3-111a-1 is the source of this 318-nucleotide messenger RNA. RefSeq lists its product as hypothetical. NCBI's taxonomy places the organism in Eukaryota, Fungi, Ascomycota, Sordariomycetes, Magnaporthales, Magnaporthaceae. The transcript has a single exon. The coding region runs from base 1 to 318 and encodes 105 amino acids. The record is from RefSeq and is a predicted model, not a curated record.
AUGAAGUCAAUGAAGCCCAACCAAUGGCAUCGGCUCGGCACUUGGACAAAAGACUCUCUGCCAAUGAAAAGGCGCUGUGCUCAAAGCAAAUCUCGAUCUGGGCUUUGUCUCGGCGUCUUAUUGUCCCCCAACGGCAGUUUCGGUAUUUAUACCGGCUGGCAUGGUGUUGAUAGCCGGGGUUUAUUGCUCUGGACAUCAUCGAAUGGUCCAUUCCUCUUUUCGCACUUGCACCUGGCUACUCCGAUCAACAGGCGCACCGGUGCGUAUCAGCAGUUCAACGGAAGGAUAGCAGGUAGUCGAAAUCAGAGAUUCUCCUGA